Messenger RNA from Parnassius mnemosyne (clouded apollo), 1401 nucleotides. The record is from the annotation of a GenBank genome assembly. Lineage: Eukaryota; Metazoa; Arthropoda; Insecta; Lepidoptera; Papilionidae.
AUGGCAAACCAAUGGGGACAAAAAGCAGAAGAAUUGGAAAUUUCAAAUAAAGUUGCAGGAUUAGGUUUAACGAAAAAAACAGAAAGUUUGAAAUCAGAUCCCGAUGAUGUCCCAGAAGCUGCAAAUCCGGCAGAAGCAUCGUUGUUAAUGAAAAUAAUAAGACAAGGUUUGGUUGAAUCAAAGUUGGAUAUUGAAGUUCAAAGAAAAGAUCCGAAUUCACCACUUUAUUCCGUCAAAACGUUUGAAGCUUUACAUUUAAAACCAAAUUUACUUAAAGGUGUAUAUGCUAUGGGCUUUAAUGCUCCAUCAAAAAUUCAAGAAACAGCAUUACCGACACUUUUGGCUGACCCACCUCAAAACAUGAUUGCUCAAUCUCAAUCAGGAACAGGUAAAACCGCUGCUUUUGUCUUGGCCAUGUUAAGUAGAGUUGAACCUGCUAAAAAUUAUCCACAGGUGUUAUGCCUUAGCCCCACUUAUGAAUUAGCAAUUCAAACUGGAGAGGUUGCUGCAAAAAUGGCAAAAUUCUGUCCAGAAAUAAAACUAAAAUAUGCAGUGAGAGGUGAAGAAGUAUCUAAAGGUACAAAAAUCACUGAUCAUAUCAUAAUAGGCACACCAGGAAAAAUGUUAGAUUGGGGUGUUAAAUUUGGGAUGUUUGAUUUAAGUAAGAUUAAAGUGUUUGUAUUGGAUGAAGCCGAUGUAAUGAUUGAUCGUCAAGGUCACCAAGAUCAGUGUAUUAGGAUUCACAAAUGCUUACCUUCUACUUGCCAAAUGAUGUUCUUUUCUGCAACUUAUGACAGUGCUGUAAUGGAGUUUGCAGAGAUGAUUGUACCAAAUCCAAUUAUUAUUAGGCUGUUACGUGAAGAAGAAUCACUGGAUAAUAUUAAGCAAUACUAUGUAAAAUGUAAAAGUCCUGAAGACAAGUAUAAAGCUAUUUGUAAUAUUUAUGGAGUAAUAACAAUUGGACAAGCUAUAAUAUUUUGUCACACCAGAAAGACAGCAAGUUGGUUAUCAGAGAAAAUGUCUCGCGAUGGCCACUCGGUAGCAGUUCUAUCAGGUGAACUCACAGUUGAACAAAGAAUAGCAGUACUAGAUCGAUUUAGAGCCGGUCUUGAAAAGGUCUUAAUUACAACCAAUGUUUUAUCACGUGGCAUAGAUGUAGAGCAAGUAACUCUUGUUGUAAACUUCGAUAUGCCAAUGGAUAUAAACAAAAAAGCAGACUGUGAAACAUAUUUGCACAGAAUUGGAAGGACGGGCAGAUUUGGGAAGGCUGGAAUAGCUAUUAAUUUGAUUGAUUCGCCUCAAGCAAUGCAGAUUUGUCUAGACAUUGAAGCACACUUUGGUAAAAAGAUACAUUUACUAGAUAUUGAAGAUGCAGAAGAAAUUGAAAAAAUUGGAGCAUAA